Moneuplotes crassus is the source of this 1563-nucleotide messenger RNA. NCBI's taxonomy places the organism in Eukaryota, Ciliophora, Spirotrichea, Euplotida, Euplotidae. The record is from the annotation of a GenBank genome assembly.
AUUAAAUCCAAUGGAAGCUCUUCAAAUGGACAAACAAAUAGACUCCCAUACCUUCAAAUUCGAUGACAUGGGAAACUGUCUGGACAACUACCAGAUCAAUGAAAUCAUCGGAGAAGGCUCCUUCGGUGAAGUAUACUCAGCUAUCGAUCUCAACACUGGAGAGAAGGUUGCCAUAAAGAAAAUUACCGAUUUGGACAAUGAUACAGUCGAAUUAGUUCGAGAGAUCAACAUCUGUAAACAUAUGAAAUCAAACCAUAUCGUUCAGCUCAAAGAUGUCAUCCCUAUCUACAACAAGGAGUCCACGAGGAACGAUAUGCUUCUGGAAGAACUUUACAUUGUAAUGCAGCUGUCAGAUACAGACCUACGAAAGUUGUCUAAAUCUGAGACAUACCUUACUACAGAGCAAGUCAAAAAGAUCAUGUAUGAGAUCCUCGCUGGGCUAGAUUACAUCCACAAAUCUGGACUUGUUCACCGAGAUAUUAAACCGGGAAAUAUUUUAAUCAACUUGGCUGACUGAAGUGCUAGAAUUUGAGACUUUGGGCUUGCCCGAAGUCUCUCCAAUUGUAAGAACACCGAACACAUAGUCAAUGACAAACUCCAGGAGGUUAAAAGCGACAGUGACGAGGAGAUUAAAAUCGAAGAUGACAAACUAACUAAAUCCCAAUCAAAAGAUAGAGCGAAUAUUAGUCGCCUCGAACCAAACAGGAUUGACCUAAUUUUGACUAAAUAAGAAAUCUUCAACACUCAGAAAAGGCUCUGGUGACGAAAUUAUAAAGAAGGAAAUCCUCAAAGAAAUGGAAUUUAAGCAAAGGAUUUCACGGGCCCUUCAAGAAACAGUGAAACAAAGAGAGGAAGGAGAGAGAGAACUCUCUCCUCAUGUCGUCACUCGGUAUUUCAGAGCUCCUGAGAUCAUCUUAAUGGACAAGAAUUACAACCAAAAAGUAGACAUCUGGGCUUGCGGAGCUAUCUUUUGUGAACUUUUAAAGAUGAAAAAGGAGAAUUGAGCUUCAUUUUUAUCAAGAAAAACAUUCUUUAAAGGUAAAUCCUGAGCUCCAUUAUCACCCUUGAAAAGGAGAAAAUCGAGAAAGAAAUCUAUAUGUGAAGUUGCUCUCGGUAGAGAAGGAGAUAGUAUAAAAUUAGCAAAAGUAAACGAAAAUGACCAAAUGAAUUGCAUUCUCAAAGUCAUAGGGACUCCCAAUAACGAAGACUUGAGCUUCAUGUCAAAGGCAAAGCAGAAAGCAUUUCUCAACACCUACGGAAAAUAUCAAAAGAAGUCAUUUAGCUCGAUUUUCCCUGACGAGGACGAGAACUGAAUCCAUUUGCUCAAUCAGAUGCUAGAAUUCAACCCGUUCUUUAGGCCAAGUGCUCACCAGUUAAGAUCUCAUCCAUAUUUUGCAGAUUUACAUGAAGACUACCUCAAGAAAAAGGCUGCAAAGAGUGGAACCACCAAGUCAGGGUCCGAAACUGAUGACGAAAUAGUGCAAGAGUGCAUAUUUGACAAGAAUGAGAGGUUAACCCAAGUAAUUCACCAGUACAAAAUCGAGCAGAAAAUCUUUAAUUAAA